Molecule: messenger RNA, 2200 nt
Organism: Solea solea (common sole)
Lineage: Eukaryota; Metazoa; Chordata; Actinopteri; Pleuronectiformes; Soleidae
Gene: tbp
Product: TATA box binding protein
Exons: 9
Coding region: 270-1184 (304 amino acids)
Biological process (GO): DNA-templated transcription initiation
Molecular function (GO): DNA binding; RNA polymerase II general transcription initiation factor activity
Source: RefSeq, a predicted model, not a curated record
CGUAGAAGAAGAAAACUGAGUAUGACACGAGCUUUCAGCUGAUUUAAAGUAUUUUUUGGGCUGAUUUAGAACAUACACUGUUUGGUUUCAAUUGCGAUUGGGCGACUGAAAGUGAACGAAAGACCGGACAAGAAAAUAAAACGUAAAGUUGUUCCUGACCAGUCCACUCUGGUUGUUUGUUUCUCCACAGCAGCACCUGCUGUGUAAAGCCUUCCUACCUGUGUUACUGCCUUCUCUGGUGGCAGUAAAACUACUAUAGGAGCUCAAAGAUGGACCAGAACAACAGUAUACCAGCCUUCCAGGGUCUGGCCUCUCCUCAGGGGGCCAUGACGCCAGGCAUGCCAAUGUUCAGCCCCAUGAUGCCAUAUGGCUCAGGCCUGACACCUCAGCCAAUCCAGAACACCAACAGUCUGUCUAUACUGGAGGAACACCAGAGGCAACAACAGCAGCAGCAGCAACAACAAGCUCAGCAGGCUAGCACAGGUCUUCCAGGUACAUCAGGGCAGACUCCUCAACUUUUCCAUUCCCAGUCAGUAACAGGCACGACUACCACAGCACUACCGGGCAACACGCCGCUCUACAACACCCCGCUGACGCCCAUGACUCCCAUCACACCCUCUACACCUGCUUCAGAGAGCUCUGGAAUAGUACCACAGCUACAAAACAUUGUGUCCACUGUAAAUCUGGGCUGUAAACUCGACUUGAAGACCAUUGCACUGAGAGCCAGGAACGCAGAGUACAACCCAAAGCGUUUUGCUGCUGUCAUUAUGAGAAUACGAGAACCCAGGACCACUGCCCUCAUCUUCAGCUCCGGAAAGAUGGUUUGCACUGGUGCCAAGAGUGAGGAGCAGUCAAGGUUAGCGGCCAGAAAGUAUGCCCGUGUUGUGCAGAAGCUGGGAUUUCCUGCCAAGUUCCUGGACUUUAAAAUUCAGAACAUGGUGGGCAGCUGUGAUGUGAAGUUCCCCAUCCGUCUGGAAGGAUUAGUCCUCACACAUCAACAGUUCAGCAGUUAUGAGCCGGAGCUGUUUCCAGGACUCAUUUACAGGAUGAUCAAGCCCAGAAUCGUCCUGCUUAUCUUUGUAUCUGGCAAAGUUGUACUCACGGGUGCCAAGGUGAGAGCAGAGAUCUACGAAGCGUUUGAAAACAUUUAUCCCAUCCUUAAAGGCUUCCGAAAGACAACGUAGAACCUGCAGUUCCAUCUUUUUUUCUUUCUUUUUUUUCCUCAUUCACACGGAAGAGUCGUCAAAAUGUUGACUUCUACAAGUGGACUGUUGUAAGUAAGGGCUGUUGUACAGGGAUGUAAUUUUAGUCACUUUUUACUUUUUGUUCCUGAAAGUUCUUUUUGUGGGGGUGGCAUAUUAAGGCCUUUUUUCUGUCCAGUUAAUGCAGACUUUUUCGCAAUUUUUCGGUGCUCCAAAUCAUCAUCAUGCUUGAUUGUUCAUAAAACUGUAAAGACAUGUUAAAAAGACUGGACAAGAGGCGUUCUGACUGGGAGUGUUGCCAUUUUGUUUAUUAUUUUAUUUUAUGCAGUUUUAAAUAGUUAUGCAUAUUGCAUUUUAAGAACUGGUCUGCCAAUUAUAUGAAAAUGUGUUCUGGUUAGACUACCAUUCCUGUUACUACAACUUUAGUUUCUCCCAAACCAGUCAUAAAUAAUGGAAACAGAUGUCUUUAAAAACAUGGGAUGUAAUAUAUUCCAAUCUGUAGUGAAAAUGUGGAUGCCCUUAAUCUUGAUACAAGGGAAAUUAUACCAGCACAUUCUGAGCUAUUAAGACACUGUUUCUGUGAAAUAAAUCAAAUACAGAAAGAAAAGAUAAUCUAUUUUUAUAUUUUGCAUCCUAAUUCUACUAGCACUAUAGGUCUGAUGGCAGGUAAACUAUGCACCAUGCUGCCAUAUAUUUUUUUUUUUUUUUUUUUUUUAAGUUUUUCAUUGUACUUUUUUGACCAUCUAAAAUUGUUUUAAACCUUUAACAUUCUAAUUUUAACAAAGAUUUUAACCAAGGUAAAUAAAAAUCUGUCUUGGUUUUCUCAGAAAUCCACGUUCAAUUGUCACUUUUUGGGCACUUGUUGGUGUUUUGUGUCACAGAUGUGUUCAACUGGACACCGCUUUGAGAAAAGUGUAAAAGUAUACCGAAUAACUCUUUUGAAGCUCUUUUAAUUGUUAAUGUGCUGCACUGUGCAUUAAUAAAUGUGUACAUACUGA